AUGGCGAAUCUUGACUGUCAGCUCUAUUGUCUGAGGAGCUCCUGGGAGAUAAGUAAAACAUGUCUGGAAAUAAAGGAUCUCAGAGACAAGGCAAGGGCAAUAACAAUUGCAGAAAAUAUCAGAUUGCAAGAGUUGGCAGGAUUCGGCAGCUCCAAGAAAGGGUCACCAGCCCCCAAGAAAGUGGGUGAAGUUAGUUAUGAAAGCAAAACAACAAAUACAGAAGAGUUGAACAAGGGCAUCUACUUCAGCUAUCCCAGUCGACGACACAGCUGUUCUUUGGUAAACAUCCCUACACCAUGUGUCAGCAAAAUGAUUGCCCACAUUGAGGAGGUGGAAUCUAAAAUAGAGGAGCACUUGAAACAAUUUGAAGCUUCUUUUGAAGAAUGGACUUCUACCACAAAAGAUGAAACUGAAGAUUUGGAUGUCACUGCCCCAGAGAAAACAGUCCACCCAGAAAAAGCAACGGAUGAAAAGUGUCCAGAGUUGAAGAAGAAAAUGGAGACAUUGUUAUCAGAGGCUGUUCACCUCAUUAAAAGUCUGGAAACCGACAGAGCAGAAGCCGAGCAAGCUUUAAAACAACAAAAAUCAAGAAAGAAAAGGAUUAGCAUGAAAAUUGACUCUUGGUCCAUUUGGAAACUCCAAGAACUGCCAACAGCUGUACAAAAAGAACAUGAUAACUUUUCCAAAGACCUGGAAGAACUGAGCAGCCAUCUUGAAGACACAGCUCAAGAAGUGGAGCAUCUAGAGCAGCAAAAGGAGAAGCUGGAAGAAGCCAACGCCAAGAUCCAGAAGGACAUAGACUACAUGACUCACCAUGCCCCUCUGCUGGAGAUGAAGAGGAAGCAGGAGCUGGAAGCUCUGAAGGAUCGCUAUCAUAAAAAGUUUGAGGUAAUGGAACUAUUUAGAUCAGUUCAUGAAGACCUCAAAGAGUCAAUAGAACUUUGUGAAACUACAAAAUCACAGCUAAAGCACAUGAAAGAAGAGGAUGAAAAAGAUAUUUUCCAAGAGGAAACAAAUAUAGAAACCUAUAAGAAAGAACUAGAUCAGCUUAGCAAUCUGCAGGCUCACUACUCAAACUCAAUUGAGUCUGUGAAUGUCCACAUUGAGGAGGACGAGGAAACAAUGACUGAGAUGCUGAGAGAAACACAGAGCUCAACAUACGAAGUAUCCAAUUUACUGAAAAACGUAGAUGAUUUGAAGAAAUCAUUUGACCAAUAUUCCUGGAGGCAAAGAAAAUUGGAAAGGCAAUACAUGGAUGCACUUAAUCAUUAUUAUUCCUCGAAAAGAACAUGGGAUAUUGAGCUUUCUGACGUUUCAAAAGACUUCACAAAUAUUUCAACAAGCUAUAUGGCACUGGCCGAAGAAAACAAAAGGCUCCGUUCUGAAAUCGAGAGCAUAAUAGAGGAAACUGGGGAAAGUGUAAAGAAAAAAGCAGACUAUGAGGUUGAAAUCCAGUCAUUGCUAGAACUGAAGUUAAAGAAUAACAAUUACCUCAAACAGCUCUACAAGCAGGCUUAUCAGAUUGGGGCUGUUUACUACGUAGCAAAACAUAAAACAGAGGACUUGGAGAACCAAAUAGCAGAAGUGAGAAGAAAAUUCAAGGGUAGAGAGGAGUUCCUGAGGAAGCUCACACGGGCUGAAAUGGCUGCCGGGGUAGCGAUUCAGAAAAGAUUGUAUUCCGUUGAAGAAACUCAGUUCAUGGAGAUGCAGGAAUUUUUGAGAAGGAAGGCACUCUACACUUUGGCUCUGACAGAAGUGGAGUUGCCGCUCCGCAAGAUAGAAGCAGAUGCUGUAAAAAUCAGACUUAUCCACCGUCAACACUCGCAUAUGCUUCACGAGAUACGGGAGAAGAAAGAACUUGUAAGAAAGAAAGUAGCUGCAACAAAGAAAAAAUUGCAAAGAAAGAGCAAGAAAAGCCGUAAGGAACUCACAAAAACAGAGGGAAAAGGUUCAAUAAUUCAUCAAGAAAUAGAAUUCACCAAAAACAAAACAAUUAUUCUCCAUGCAAAAAGCGUAGAACUGACGAAGGAGAUAAAAGUAAUGAAACUCGAAAAGAUAAAUUUUGAAGACAAACUUGAAAAGUUGAAGGAUGAGUUCAUCAAGCUGAGAUUCGACAAGGAACACUCACAGGGUGUGUUUGACCACCUCAAGCUAGAAAAACAGCACUGUGAGGAGAGGAUCUUUGAGGAGGACAAGAUGUUCAGGAAGCUUGUUGAAAUGAGACAGAGCACCCUGGCCGACAUCCAGAAACUUCAGGAAGACUCACUGGCAGAAAACUUGCGUUUAGCCAUGGAGUAUCAAUCCAUGCAGGCUCUUUUCUUAAAGGAGAAGGACGCCUACUUCAAUGGCUAUGACAGACUGCUGUCAAUGAAUGCUUCACUUUGUGACAAGAAAAAGCUCUGUCAGCUACAAGACAAGCUGGACAAGCAAUGGCAGGAAUACUUCAGACUGGUGAUCCUUUUUAACCAGCACCGGCUGGAGAAGUUCCAGGGAGACUCCCAGGACAGCAUUCAGAAAAUAUUACAAGUGCAGGAGGAAUCUUCGACUCUAAUGCAACACAUCUUAGAUUUCUUCCAGACUUUGACAGAUGGUUCAUGUGGAAAAGAUGGUUAA
This is a messenger RNA of Onychomys torridus (southern grasshopper mouse), 2613 nucleotides long. It is a transcript of the gene Ccdc178, whose product is annotated as coiled-coil domain containing 178. The record is from RefSeq and is a predicted model, not a curated record. Lineage: Eukaryota; Metazoa; Chordata; Mammalia; Rodentia; Cricetidae. Bases 1 to 2613 code for a protein of 870 amino acids. The transcript is spliced from 21 exons.